AAACUAGCAAUCGUUUCACUUUACCUAUCUGGUAAUAUAUGCAUAAAUUCACUGACUAACAUAUCACACAAAGAUACCCUUUAUUCUCAGACACGUUUCUGGCCUUUUUGAUUCAACAAGUCCAUGGCAAUUUACCCAAAGCAAAGAAAGUGAGGAGUGGCAUUCUGCCUAUUUAUAGAGACAGCAGCACAUGUGCUUCUGACCACAGAGCUGAACAGCUAACUUUCUGCUGUGGUAUCCACUUCAACACUUCACCAAGUGACCAAAAUCUGUGGUAAGUUGAUUUUAUGUGUCGACAUGAACAUCACUCAAGUGACGUUCCUGAGGUACAAGAGGCCAUAAAACACAUUUGUGCAUUGGACUCUAAAGAAGCUUCAGUCAGUUUUUGUUCAUAAGUGUAUAUACUGUAGCUGUCAAGAUGUGUUUUUCAACCUCUCUACUGUCUGCCUCACAUGUGUUAUUUUCUCAGAUUCUUCUUGGGCUGAUAAAGGUCUUAUCACACUUUCUGUGUGCUGGUGGCAGAACUUUGACCUGGUGAGAAGACAUCUGUCUGAACCCCUCCCCCUCUGGUCCAAUAGAACCAAUCAGAGAGGAGCUCUGAGUGUCUUUGGCUCUGGUGAUAUAAGGAGAGGGUCAGAAGAUACUCUGAAAGGUCUGUCACCAUGCGGCGGGUCUGGGCUGUGUUCAGGGCUUACCCUUACGUCGGGAACGUGCUCGGCUACACCGCGUUGUUCGCCUCAGCUGACGUCAUACAGCAGAGAGUACUGGGGGGGAAACACUCGACAGCCGGCAUCGACUGGUGUCAGACAGCUCGCGUGGCCACUGUGGGCUUCUGUUUCCAUGCCAACUUCAACUAUCACUGGCUGCGGGCGCUGGAGCGCGCACUGCCGGGGGGCGGGGUGAGGGCGGUGACUGGGAAGGUGGUGGUGGAUCAGCUGGUCGCUGCCCCGCUCACCAUCAGUGCCUUUUAUAUCGGUUUAAGUUUACUAGAAAGCAAGGAUGACGUGUUUGAAGACUGGAGACAGAAGUUUUGGACAUCUUAUAAGACUGGAGUGGUAUAUUGGUCAAUAAUGCAGGCUGUGAACUUCACCCUGGUUCCCCCUGUGGCUCGGACAGUGUUUUUGGGAGGAAUCGCGCUGACUUUCACUAUCUUCCUGUGUCACCUCAGACAGCAGAGUGACAACAAACUUGAAUAAACUUAAGAUCCUCAACUCCAUGAUGAAUGUUUUGUACUGAACAACUGUGACAUUAGAAACGUUUUUUGAAGGCAGGAUUGGGUUGCAAAGUUGUACUGAGAAAAAGGAAUAGAUAGAAAAUUCCAAAUUGGAAAUUUCUAGAAAAAUAGGAUAAAAGUCACAUCUCUGUUGUUUAGCUGUGGAUUAUUGUUUAGCUGUAGUUUGUUUCUUGUUUAAACUGAAUAUGUUAUCCAAAUGUUAUAAUAAUGUACAGUACAAACAUAAUUGUAAUCCUGCUAUUAAUAUUUCAUUUUCCUUUAAAUGUUUAAUUGUGUCAUACUGGAAUAAUUUUGUUUAUGCUGCAUUACAUUUUCAACCAAUAAAAAAUACUAUUUUAA
Molecule: messenger RNA, 1573 nt
Organism: Eleginops maclovinus (Patagonian blennie)
Lineage: Eukaryota; Metazoa; Chordata; Actinopteri; Perciformes; Eleginopidae
Exons: 5
Coding region: 663-1196 (177 amino acids)
Biological process (GO): mitochondrial ribosome assembly; cellular response to reactive oxygen species
Cellular component (GO): membrane; cytoplasm; mitochondrion
Source: RefSeq, a predicted model, not a curated record